AUGCGAUGGAAGGGCCUCAAUUCAGCGAUUCCGCUCCUCCUCGUCUCCUUAAUCUAUCGCGUAAAUUCAGAAGACACGGGUCCAAUUGGAGAGCAUGUGUGCACAGUACCAAAAUUAGUGGAUUCCUAUGAAAUCCAGAAGGUCGUCCGGCCCACGACGCUCGUCGAUUACGAAACUUGUGCAGAUAUUACACAGGGAUUUAGCUGUAAAACUGUCAAGACCGGCAACAAGGUCACCUACGAGCGACGGUUGAAGAAGAUUGAAAAGUACGUGCGGGAAUGCUGCGAGGGGUACUACGAGACAAAGGACAGAAUAUGCAAACCCGACUGUAACCCGGCCUGCAAGAAGGGCCGUUGCGUGGAGCCGAACGUUUGCGAGUGCGACGCUGGUUAUGGUGGGAAGACGUGUGCUUCGACAUGCUCCUUCGGCAAAUGGGGCCCGUCCUGCCGAAAUGAGUGCGGCUGUGAGAACGGAGCGAGUUGCGACCCGGAGUCCGGAGUCUGCGCCUGUACUGUUGGGUGGAAGGGCGAAAAGUGCGGUGAGGCCUGCGACCCGGAGAAGGAAUGGGGUGUCGGAUGCAAGGAGAAGUGCAUCUGUCAGAAUGGCGGAAAAUGCGAGGCGACAACCGGAGAAUGCAAAUGCCGAAAGGGAUACGGUGGAAAGUACUGUCUACAGCAAUGUUCCGAGGGAAUGUUCGGCGAGGAUUGCCAAUUCUCGUGCAACUGCCAGAAUGGGGCCACCUGCGACCGUGAGAAUGGGAAAUGUCUCUGUGCGCCGGGCUUCAAGGGCCCCGUGUGUGAGGAGGCUUGCCCUGACGGGACAUUCGGGCCAAAUUGCGAGAAAAAGUGCAGCUGUCUGAACAAUAACAACUGCGACGCGAAGACUGGAAAAUGCAUUUGCAUCGGCUGGAAGGGACCACAAUGCGAAACGGGAUGUCCAAGAGGAUUUUUCGGGCGCGACUGCUCGGAAAAGUGUCAAUGCGCGGGCAUCGACCGUCCCGAUUCGAAGGCAGCGUGCGAUGCAAUCACCGGCACUUGCCUAUGCGAGAAAGGCUUCGCCGGGGCCGAUUGUCAAUUUAGAGCUUGCCCGGAGGAUAUGUGGGGUCAGAAGUGCGACCAGCAAUGUACCUGUUUGAUGGAUAACACGGAGACGUGUACGCCCGAUACCGGCGAUUGCCGCUGCAAAGCCGGCUGGACCGGUGAUUCCUGCGAAAAGCGUUGCGACAAGAUGCGUUGGGGUGUGGAUUGCGGCCGGAAUUGUACUUGCGACUUUGCCUUCGCCUCGGAAUGCUCCCCAGAUAAAGGAGCAUGCGUCUGUUUGCCGGGAUAUUAUGGCACCGACUGCAAGAAGACAUGCCCUGCGGGAAAAUUCGGGCUCGACUGUGCCUUUGAUUGCCAGUGCAAGCAUGGCCAGUGCAAUCCGGUCAAUGGGAAAUGCAUCUGCGAGAAAGGUUUCCAAGGCCGCGAUUGCGAAUUCGGAUGCCCGGCCGGCACUGCCGGUGCUGGGUGCAAGGCUUGCGAGUGUGGCGGAAAUGGUCGCGGAUGUUCAGCCCAAAAUGGGACAUGUCUCUGCCGGGCCGGCUUCCACCUUUCAGACGACAACAAAUGCCAGUUGCCCUGCCCGGAGGGUGGUUCGGAUUGGACUGUCGGCACAAGAGUGCUUGCAAGGAGACUGGACAGUGCUCGUGUCCACCUGGGAAGAGAGGGCGACGAUGCGAAGAAGCCUGCCCUUCCGGCCAUUUCGGCCUCGAUUGUGACUUUGAAUGCCCGAAUUGUGCCCAAAACGAAGAAGAGGGACCCACCUGCGAUGGCCAGACCGGAAAAUGCAAAUCAUGUCCGCUCGGAAAGUACGGCCACUUCUGCGAGGAAAACUGCCCGGCGGGGACCUAUGGAAAGGAUUGUGCCGAGAAAUGCUCGUGUGAUGCCGGGGAAUGCGAUCCGGCCACUGGGAAAUGCCACUGCCCGCCAGGAAGGGUCGGCGAGAGCUGCGAAAAAAAAAUGCGACGCUGGAACCUGGGGUGUGGGUUGUUCAUCUACAUGCCCCCGAUGUGCGAAUGGAGGUGUUUGUGAUGGCGAGACGGGACUGUGUCUAUGCCGACCAGGCUGGCAGGGCAGAACUUGCGAGAGGCAGUGCCAGCCAGGCUUCUGGGGGCUUGGGUGUGAGAAGAGCUGCUCGUGCGCCUCGGAAUUCAAGCAGUGCCACCCGGAAACCGGGGAAUGCGCGUGCCCAUCCGGUACUCAGGGUGAUCAAUGCUCUCAACCUUGUGAGCCCGGCUUCUUUGGGCCCGACUGUAUACAGCAUUGCAAGUGUCAGGGGAUCAGCACAGCGACGUGCAACCGCUUCACCGGCUCCUGCCAAUGCCACCCGGGUUUCGAGGGCGAAUUCUGCCAUAAUUUGUGCCCGGAAGGUCGAUUCGGGCUGAAAUGCGCGAAGGAGUGCGGGAAGUGUCCUGGGGAGGAGGAGCGAUGUGAUGCUGCUAUCGGAUGCUGCCAUCCGGAUGAUAUUCAAUGCGGGAAAGCCAUGGAAGCCUACCUGAAAAUGGGAAACGCCGGCCGGGGUCCGUCGUUCUGGCUGUGGUUGAUGGCCAUCAUCGCCAUCAUCAUUGGGGUCGUGUUCUUCUGCGGGCUGUUCCACUACCGCCGGAAAUACAAGAAGGAGAAGGUGCCCGAGUUGCCGAAUGUUGUAUACUACAACACCGAGGACAAAGACGCCAACGAGUUCAACAACCCGCUCUACUCGAACACCGGCGCUUUCGAUCGAGACCUAAGCCAGCACAACCACGUGAUGACCGAGGUCGAGGAGAAGGACGAGAUCGAGCAGCUCAAGGGACGUAAUAUUCGCGGAAAGAAGGGCAAUGACUACGCAACACUCGACGAUAUGCGGAAUUCGCCGAGCACCUCCGUCGGCUCCCCGGGAUCAUCAUCACAAUACGAGAAUACGGGUGCUGCGUGGGACGCCGAGAAGCAGAACUACGACAAUCACAAAAAGAACCAGAACUAUUAUUCG
This is a messenger RNA of Mesorhabditis spiculigera, 3006 nucleotides long. The record is from the annotation of a GenBank genome assembly. Lineage: Eukaryota; Metazoa; Nematoda; Chromadorea; Rhabditida; Rhabditidae.